This is a messenger RNA of Orycteropus afer afer, 1125 nucleotides long. Its product is annotated as structural maintenance of chromosomes protein 4-like. NCBI's taxonomy places the organism in Eukaryota, Metazoa, Chordata, Mammalia, Tubulidentata, Orycteropodidae. The record is from RefSeq and is a predicted model, not a curated record. The annotation marks the transcript as partial. Gene Ontology annotation, biological process: mitotic chromosome condensation. The transcript has 2 exons.
AUGCCCCGCAAAGUCACCCAGCCAUCCACAGCCUGGCGCAGAGAAGAGGAGCCGCUGCCGUCUCCGGACGGUGCUAGCACCGACGCCGAGUCCGAGCCACUGCCGCCCGGCCGCACCGAGAGCCCGACUGCUGCCGCCGCAGAGACUCCAAGUGAGGAACUUGAUAAUAGGAGUUUAGAAGAAAUUUUGAAUAGCAUCCCUCCUCCACCACCUCCAGCAAUGACCAAUGAAGCUGGAGCUCCUCGGCUUAUGAUAACUCAUAUUGUAAACCAGAACUUCAAAUCCUAUGCUGGGGGAAUAAUUCUGGGACCUUUUCAUAAGCGCUUUUCAUGUAUUAUUGGGCCAAAUGGCAGUGGCAAAUCCAAUGUUAUUGAUUCUAUGCUUUUUGUGUUUGGAUAUCGAGCACAAAAAAUACGGUCUAAAAAACUCUCAGUACUAAUACAUAAUUCUGACGAACACAAGGAUAUUCAGAGUUGUACUGUAGAAGUUCAUUUUCAAAAGAUAAUUGAUAAGGAAGGAGAUGAUUAUGAAGUCAUUCCUAACAGUAACUUCUAUGUAUCCAGAACAGCCUACAGAGAUAAUACUUCCGUCUACCAUAUUAGUGGGAAGAAAAAGACAUUUAAAGAUGUUGGGAAUCUUCUUCGAAGCCAUGGAAUUGACUUGGACCAUAAUAGAUUUUUAAUCUUACAAGGUGAAGUUGAACAAAUUGCUAUGAUGAAACCAAAAGGCCAAACUGAACACGAUGAGGGUAUGCUUGAAUAUUUAGAAGAUAUCAUUGGUAGUGGACGGCUAAAUGAACCUAUUAAAGUCCUUUGUCGGAGAGUUGAAAUAUUAAAUGAACACAGAGGAGAGAAGUUAAAUAGGGUUAAGAUGGUGGAAAAGGAAAAGGAUGCAUUAGAAGGCGAGAAAAACAUAGCUAUUGAAUUCCUUACCUUGGAGAACGAAAUAUUUAGGAAAAAGAAUCAUGUUUGUCAGUAUUACAUUUAUGAUCUCCAGAAAAGAAUUACUGAAAUGGAAACUCAAAAGGAAAAAAUUCAUGAAGAUACCAAAGAAAUUAAUGAGAAGAGCAAUAUACUGUCGAAUGAAAUGAAAGCUAAAAAUAAAGCUGUAAAAGAUGCAGAGAAG